Lathyrus oleraceus (garden pea) is the source of this 1258-nucleotide messenger RNA. RefSeq names its product (+)-neomenthol dehydrogenase. The record is from RefSeq and is a predicted model, not a curated record. Gene Ontology annotation, cellular component: membrane. Lineage: Eukaryota; Viridiplantae; Streptophyta; Magnoliopsida; Fabales; Fabaceae. The coding region runs from base 148 to 1041 and encodes 297 amino acids. The transcript has 5 exons. Gene Ontology annotation, molecular function: oxidoreductase activity, acting on the CH-OH group of donors, NAD or NADP as acceptor.
CUGGUACAUGGAACACCAUCUUUGACUUGAACUCUUAAACUAAUAUUAAAGACAAUUGAUAACCACAAACAAACCCAUUUUAACUUAUAUACUCCCAUAUUUAUUUUGUCCACUCAUACUUCCUAACCCUUCACUCCUAACAUCUCAAUGGCAGAAACAACAAAAAGGUAUGCAGUUGUUACAGGGGCAAACAAAGGAAUAGGAUUUGCAGUAUGCAAACAAUUGGCUUCUAAAGGGAUCACUCUUGUGCUCACAGCAAGAGAUCAAAACAGAGGUCUCGAAGCUGUUGAGAAGUUGAAACAGAUUUCUCUUCCUGGCCUUGUGGUUUUUCAUCAACUUGAUGUCACAGAUCCUGCAAGUAUAACAUCAUUUGCAGAUUUUGUCAAGAAUCAAUUCGGAAAACUUGAUAUUUUGGUAAACAAUGCUGGAAUUCCUGGAGUUCACAUUGACAGUGAGGCUCUGGCUGCUGCUAACAUUGUGGAGGGAAAUCGUGGCCAGAUUGAUUGGAGUAAAAUACUAACUGAGAGCUAUGAACAAACCGAAGCAGGUAUUAAAACAAACUACUACGGAGCAAAGGAAUUAACCGAAGCACUUAUUCCCCUUCUCCAGCUUUCAAGCUCACCAACAAUUGUCAAUGUUUCAUCAUCCAUGGGAAGAUUAGAGAAUAUUCCGAACGGAUGGCCUAAGGAAGUGCUGAGUGAUGUUGAGAAUCUUACUGAAGAAAAAAUUGAUGAAGUAUUGAACCAAUUUCUAAAGGAUUUUAAAGAGGGUUCAAUAGUAGAAAACAAAGGUUGGCCUAUUAAUAUGUCUACAUAUAUCAUCUCGAAAGCGGCUCUAAGUGCCUACACAAGAGUUCUGGCUAAAAAGUUUCCGUCAAUACGCGUCAAUGCUGUUUGUCCUGGCUAUGUGAAAACAGAUAUAAACUACAAUACAGGUCGUUUAACACCUGAUGAAGGCGCCGAGUCGAUUGUGAGGUUGGCAUUGUUACCUGAGAAUACUUCUGGCUUCUUUUUUGUUAGAAAUGAAGAGAAACCAUUUUGAUCUUAGAGAACAAAAUGUGAUGGAUAUUUGAAGGGAAGUUAUGAGGUGAAGAGAACUACUUUGUGUUGAAAAUUUUCUACUUGUGUUGUACUAAAGAGAAUAUAAGUUCACUUUGUCACCUUAGCGUAAUUAAUCAUUGUGCCUCCUCUACUAUAUAAACAGCUCGAAGCUUUAGUCUUAACAUAUCAGAAAAUAAACUUUACAUUAUUGCAUCUUA